Trichechus manatus latirostris (Florida manatee) is the source of this 1890-nucleotide messenger RNA. RefSeq names its product anaphase promoting complex subunit 15 (gene ANAPC15). The transcript is spliced from 3 exons. NCBI's taxonomy places the organism in Eukaryota, Metazoa, Chordata, Mammalia, Sirenia, Trichechidae. The record is from RefSeq and is a predicted model, not a curated record. Gene Ontology annotation, cellular component: anaphase-promoting complex. Gene Ontology annotation, biological process: regulation of mitotic cell cycle spindle assembly checkpoint. The coding region runs from base 1043 to 1411 and encodes 122 amino acids.
GAAUGGGCGGUGGGUUGGGCUUUUAGAGUCAUGGUCUCUGUCCUCUCAGUGGUUCUGAGAGGUGAGGGCAAAUGACGUCAUGCCCGUUCCGCGGACUGGAAACUGAGGUUCCGAGAAGGGUAGCGGUUGUCGCCGGAUCCGUCAAUGAAUCAGAGCAAAAGCAGGACUAGACAUAGAUUCUUCUCUCCUGCUUGUCUCCCCUGGUGCCCAGCCUGGAUUCUUUUUCCUCGGGAGUUCUGAGCUCGGACUCAUUGUAUGGCCUACAACCAAUCGCUGCCUCUCUCUGGGCCUCAGUUUUCCCAUCUGUGAGCUGAAAGAUUUAAAUUCAGACUCUCUGAGACCUUCCUGGUCGUCUCCUUCAGCUACUCAGUCAGAGCUUAAUUUACUUGAUUUUUUGUUACAAGUUAGUUCAUCCAUUCAGUUUCCCAUCAAUUUAUUUAUCUGUGUAUCCACUUAUUUACUCAUGCCUUCUGAAAUGUCUAAUUGAACCCCUGCUUGCACAUGGUACUCCCGCCAUUUGGCUGUGGUUCAUGAGAGAGGUGAUUUAGUGCCAAAUUUCUGACACUAGGUGGGUGUGGUAUGGACCAUCAUAGACAAGCAGAAAGAAGGUUUUUAGUAUUUUGAGGAGGCAGUAGAGACCCGUUAUAAUAUUGUAAUUCCAAUCUGCAUUCUGAAUUCUUAUCUCUACACUUUCCUCCCAUUCUCUUUCCUCUUUAAACAGCUUACAAAGAGCUUUUAAAAUCCAUUAUUUUAUUUAAUUAUCAGAAUAACUAGAAGGGUGGUAUAAUUACUAUUUUCCCCAUUUUACAGGCAAGUAAACUGAGGCUCAGAGAGGUUAAAUGACUUGGCCAAGGUCAAACAGCUAAUAAGUGGUGGAGCCAGGACUCAAACCCAGGUCUGUCUGAUUCCCAGAGGGAAGGGCUGCUUCCCCUGCUACCCUCCACUAUACCCCAUUUCCAUAUCAAAUAACCAUCAAAAAGAAACAAAAAAACCCACAUCUGAGAGUUGGAUUCACCUGAUCCUUUCCCUCAGUCUAGGAGCCAUGUCCACUUUGUUCCCCUCACUCUUCCCGCGUGUGACGGAGACACUCUGGUUUAAUCUGGAUCGACCGUGUGUGGAGGAGACAGAACUGCAACAGCAGGAACAGCAGCAUCAGGCCUGGCUCCAGAGCAUCGCAGAAAAAGACAACAACCUGGUGCCUAUUGGCAAGCCGGCCUCAGAACACUAUGAUGAUGAGGAGGAGGAAGAUGAUGAAGAUGAUGAAGAUAGUGAGGAGGACUCAGAAGAUGAUGAGGACAUGCAGGACAUGGAUGAGAUGAACGACUACAACGAGUCACCUGAUGAUGGAGAGGUCAAUGAGGUAGAUAGGGGUGUGGAGGGAAGGCCUCUGCUCCUGGGCCCCUUCCCUUGACCUAAUUGGUGGUCAAAGGAUACAGAAAUCCUAGAUCCAGCUGGGGGCAGAGUGGAUGAGGCCCUUGGGCCUGGGUUGGCUGGGUGGCUGAGGCCCCUUCCCACCCACACCAGCCUCCUCCUCAGGUGGACAUGGAAGGCAACGAGCAGGAUCAGGACCAGUGGAUGAUCUAGGUAGACAGGGCAGGAAUGUCCUCAGGGAGAUCCCAGGCCAGCCCACCCCACCCUGCACCCCCUGCAGAACCAGCUGACAGUUCCUGAAACCUUAAUCUCGGAUACCUCUGCAGCUGCUUCCAGGACCUGGUCUCCUUGGCCUCUCCUAGGCCAUCAGGCUGCCAUUGAAUCCCCAGGGCCUGAGCCCACCUCACCGUCCUGGCCAGUACCUCUUCCCUUGGCUGCCAGGUCAGGUUUAUUUCCCACUCCCUUUAAUAAAGACACAGGACUGAUUGAUUAUUUUUCCCUUUGUCUAUUCUCUAUCUC